This is a messenger RNA of Danaus plexippus (monarch butterfly), 939 nucleotides long. RefSeq names its product histidine-rich glycoprotein-like. Bases 13 to 741 code for a protein of 242 amino acids. Lineage: Eukaryota; Metazoa; Arthropoda; Insecta; Lepidoptera; Nymphalidae. The record is from RefSeq and is a predicted model, not a curated record. The transcript has a single exon.
ACAAAAGUCAACAUGAAGUUGAUAAUAGCAGUUGGCCUAAUCUGCCUUGUGGCGGUAUACGCGAGAGAGUUAGGUGAAGAUGAAAAAGAUCUUGUAGCGGCUGCUAGUGGUAAAUCCAGUCAUCAUGAAGAAGGCGGUGGCAAGGAGCAUCAUAGCCAUCAUCACCACGAACAUGGCGAAAAAGGACACAAAGGCCACAAAGGUCAUCAUCAUCACCAUAAAGGUGAGCAUGGGGAUCACGGUAAACAUCAUCAUGCAGGACAUCACCAUGAACACGGUGGUGGGCAUAAAAAGCAUUGGGAUGAACAUGAUCACCAUGGGGAACACCAUGAACAUGGCCAUCACCAUAAGGGUGGCAAACAUGGGCACAAGAAACACCACGACAAGGGUGAAAAAACCGAGGGUUACCACAAGAAAUAUCACAAGGACGAUUUCCAUAAAGAUCACCACUUUUAUGAUGACCAUCAUCAUGAAGGCAAACACCACAAGCAUGGGCACCAUCAUGGACAUCAUGAGAAACAUGGAGGGGACCACAAGAAGGGAGGUCAUCACGAAAGUGGUCACCACGAACAUCAUCACGGUAAAAAGGGUCACCACGAUAAACAUCAUUAUGAUGAAGAUCAUCAUGGUCAUAAAGGGCACCACGGUCACGAGGAGCAUCACCAUGACCACCAUGAUCAUGGAAAGAAAGGUGGGCACCAUGACCACAAAGAGUGGGGCUUCCAUCAUGGCAAGCAUUGAUCUCGUAUCAAACUGUGAUAUUAACUAUAUUUUUUAUGCAAAUAUUGUACAGUUAGGUAGUUUAUUCUUUUCACUGCUUUUAUUUUAUCGUUCUUUUAAUUCUUUUCCCGGCUAUCCAGGUAUUUCUUUGCAAAAAUUCUCUAAAAACUUUCCACCUUCAACUUCGCCUUUUAAAAUCCAACAUUACAUUCUUUUUAC